AUAUGAGGACGAGAUCAACAAAAGGAACAACCUGGAGAACGACUUUGUGAUCCUGAAGAAGGACGUGGACUCAGCCUAUCUGGUGAAGGCCGACCUGGAGGACAAAGUUGGAGCUCUGACCGACGAAAUCAACUUCCUGCGUAACGUCUACGAGGAGGAGCUGCGUGAGCUGCACGCCGGCAUCAAGGACACGUCGGUCGUGGUGCAGAUGGAUAACAGCCGCAGCCUCAACAUGGAGAGCAUCGUGGCCGAGGUCAAGGCGCAGUACGAGGAGGUCGCGGCCCGCAGCCGGGAGGAGGCCGAGGCCUGGUACAAGAGCAGGUUCGACCAGAUGUCGGUGCAGGCGAGUCAGUACGGAGACGAGCUCCGUGUGGUGAAGGCCGAGGUCGCGGAGGUCAACCGGCUGAUCGGACGCCUGCAAAGCGAGAUAGAGGCGGUCAAAGCUCAGCGUGGCGGUCUGGAGAACCAGCUAACUGAGGCCGAGGAACGAGGAGAGCUGGCUGUGAAAGAAGCCAAAGCUCGGACCAGAGACCUGGAGGAAGCUCUGCAGAGAGCCAAGCAGGACAUGGCCCGACAGCUCCGAGAGUACCAGGAGGGUAGUGGAGGUGAGACACAUAAAACACCAUCACCAUGUCUCCGUCUCUUCUUCUCCUUCAGACUUGGACAUCAGUCCAUCCUGAACAUCCAGAGUGUCUCCAGCUACAGUACUAAAAGCACCAACGGUAACCACGGCAACGGUGGCUCCCCCGUCCCGAAGCUGCUGAUAAAGACGACGGAGACCAGAGACAGCUCCAGAUACAGCUCUCACUGAGACCAGGACCCGGGCCGCUGUGGCGUCCUUCACGUAGAACCUCGUCAUACUUUACAGUAAAUGUCAGAUACAUUUAUGCUAAAUUUAGAUUCAUCUGACAAAUCGUAUGACAAUACAGGAGAAACGAUCAAUUACUCUGAUUAACCAGCAGUUAUUGUGUGUAAUCUCUAUCUAUCAGUAACAUUUAUGUAUUAAUCUUUAGCCAAUGUUUGUUUUUACAGACCAAACAACAGUUGAUUUAUUAGUUAAAGUAAAAACCCUCUUCAGCAUUAACGCCAGAGGAAUACUAAUCCACUGACAGAUGAUAGAAAGUUAAACUGUCAGUUUAAAUAUACUGAAAUACUUCUGAAGUAACA
Gasterosteus aculeatus aculeatus (three-spined stickleback) is the source of this 1167-nucleotide messenger RNA. Lineage: Eukaryota; Metazoa; Chordata; Actinopteri; Perciformes; Gasterosteidae. The record is from RefSeq and is a predicted model, not a curated record.